AUGGAUGAGGCGAUCGCGCAAGAGGCUGAGAACAUCGAGGAUCGAGGGCUUCCUGGGAAACACGACCCGAACUUACGCAAUGAUAUCCUUGGACUGUGGCAACAAGCUACCAACUGGUACACUCUCACAGAGCUGAACCGGCGAUACCUCGAAGGCAGACUGGCCCUCUGUCCAAGCUAUGAUUUUCCUGUUGAGCCGGAGACUGAGUUCUUUUCAAGACUUCUUGAACUUCACGACUAUGGACUUAUUUCAACAAACUCAUGCCCAGGAACAGGUCCCGAGGACACGGAGCGAAGCCAACGUGCCUUCUUGUUCUUCAACAUUCCAACUCGUGGACUGGCAGCAAGAUCGCCUCACGCAUUGUUCAACUUCAUCCAAGCUCUGGUUGCUUCUACGGAGGUAUAUGCUCACGUCCGAUUCCAAUACUACAAUGCACCGUAUGGGAUUCAACGAGACGCAAUCAUCGAUGGCCUGAUGCAACGUGGAAGCUACAAUAAUCUUCCAAGAAUCAAUGAUGAUGCGUGGAGGGGGGAGGGGUGGAGUUAUGACCAGGACGAUCAAGGUCACGCAUGCACCCUCAAUUUCGUGCAAGCAGUGUCUCUCAAUGAACACGGGAGAGGUAUUGAGGACUCCAGGAUCCAGACGUGUGGCUCAAGCUUCAGAGAUGAUCAGAGCCCGAUCUCAGCCAGCCACAGGGCUGAUCCUCUACAAAUCUCCGUAGUGGCCAGGGACUGGAACUACACAGCAAUCGGGGAGUUGCUCGAGUGUCUCUUAAGAGACUCAGGAAUUUUGCCCGCAUACAGUCGAUGA
Molecule: messenger RNA, 810 nt
Organism: Diaporthe amygdali
Lineage: Eukaryota; Fungi; Ascomycota; Sordariomycetes; Diaporthales; Diaporthaceae
Exons: 1
Coding region: 1-810 (269 amino acids)
Source: RefSeq, a predicted model, not a curated record